Molecule: messenger RNA, 610 nt
Organism: Colletotrichum navitas
Lineage: Eukaryota; Fungi; Ascomycota; Sordariomycetes; Glomerellales; Glomerellaceae
Exons: 3
Coding region: 28-309 (93 amino acids)
Source: RefSeq, a predicted model, not a curated record
UCGCUAUGUACACUUCAUGAGGUAAAUAUGUGUCGUUACUGGUGUCAUGAUUCCGUGUUUCUGGGUCCUCCUUUCUUCCUUCCUUCCUCCCUCCUCAUGCCUUCCACUCAUCUCCUCUCCUGCCCUGCUAGAGUACGGAGUACAUACCAAAAGCGUAUGUACAUAUAUAUCUUAUGUACCGAGGUAUCUAGGUACUUGAUGCACCUUACUUGCUGCAUUCCUGCUCUUACUGAAUUACCCAUUGUAUGUAUUGUACUAUGUACCUUUCGCUCGCGUUUUGGCUUGCAUCGGCAACUCCUCCUACCUUAGGUACUUAGUCAAGGCUACCCUCACACCCCACUCAGUUAUCCAGUCUUUUUUUACCUAUUAGUGCUUCCUUGUCUCUCGGACGGACGCCUGAACGUCCCUCAUCUAUCGGUCGACAUCCGGCCUUCUUAUACCUCGUCUUCAUUCCCGCCCCCCUAUCCUCCUCCCUUCUCUUCGUUUGAUAUUCUUGGCACCAGGUGGAGAGACGAGACGCACGGAGAGAGAGACGGAGAGAGAGAGAGACAGAGAGAGAGGUAGCCAGAGGGAGCGAGAGGGAAGCCAGACAGAAGAUAAGGCCGGUUUU